This is a messenger RNA of Bactrocera latifrons, 1157 nucleotides long. RefSeq names its product transferrin-like. Gene Ontology annotation, cellular component: recycling endosome; plasma membrane; early endosome. The transcript is spliced from 3 exons. Gene Ontology annotation, biological process: iron ion transport. Lineage: Eukaryota; Metazoa; Arthropoda; Insecta; Diptera; Tephritidae. The record is from RefSeq and is a predicted model, not a curated record. The coding region runs from base 1 to 1047 and encodes 348 amino acids.
AUGUUCAAACUAUAUUUGCUUUCAGUAAUACUUUUGCUUUUGGUAGUAGCAGAGGCUCAGUUUCGGCCAGGUGGUCCGUAUCGCUUCCGGCCACCACGACAUGGAGGCGGCCCACCACCUUUUGGAUUUCAGCCACGUCCGUUUCUCCCUGGACCAGGACCUAGACCACCAUGGACAAUACCACCAGGACCACGGCCACCACCAGUGCCACGGCCACCACCAGUGCCACGGCCACCACCGCAACCACAGCCACAACCACAGCUGGAUAAUCUGCGCCUCUGCACUUUCACGCAGCUGGCACAAAAUAAGUGUCUCUAUAUGCUGCAGGCGGCUGCCAACGCUUCCAUUGAUCUCAAGUUGCAGUGCGUACAAAAUAGUUCCUUCGCCGCUUGCCUAAGUGCGAUCCAAACGUCUGCGGCUGACUUGGUAGUGGCCGAGGAUCAUGAGUACAAGGCAGCACGUGCCGCCAAUCUAGCAACGGUACUGUAUGCGCAUGAGAACUUAACCGACUACUAUGUGGCCGUGGCGCCUAGCAACAUUACACUGGUCGAACUGCAAGAGGCGGCUAUAGAUGUCAACGUGUCGAAUCAUCGCGCCUUCGAUGCCGCCGCUUUCUUCAAUCUCCAACGUGGUCAUGACAUAUGUCGGCAGUCCGCCAGUGACACUGUUACCAUUCAGAUUGUGAAUACGGCGGAAUACAAUGCCACCGGAGAUGAGUUGCUGAUUUGCGCCAAUCGCUCGGUGGCCGAGUGGAGUGAUUACAGCACGUGCAACUUCGAAGCGAGUUUGGAGCGCGCAGUUUUCGCUGCUAAGCCUUUGGCGGCCAAUGCUGGCUUCAGGUGUCUCGUGCAAAGCACUUUCGAAAAAAUUCUAAACAGUUUCGGUCCGGCAAGCACUAUCUGGAAUUUCUUUGCCGAUUUCCAAAAUACAACCGAUGUUAUCUUCAAGAAUAACACCAUUGGAUUUUCGCAAAGUCCCAUCAUCAGAAAUGGCGUCACUGAGCAAAUAUUUAACCAACUGCAUUGCAAUAAUGUAACACGAUCUUAGCGAACUGGAAUGAGUUAAUGAAAGUCUUGAAUAUACGAACUUACAUAUAGUAUAUACAUAUAUUCCCGAAAUCAAAAAUAAAUAUGCAUACAUAUAAAAAAAAAAAUGUU